ACAGUGUAUCCAAAGCGGCGGUGAAUACGCUGUAACAAGCCCGGCGGGGAGGAUACAAUGUAACCCGGGCGGCGGUGGUCAGGUGGGGUGCUAUGGAAUAUGACGAGAAGCUCGCCCGGUUCCGGCAGGUCCAUCUCAACCCCUUCAACAAGCAGCAGCAUGAGCAGGGGGCUGGCGAGGAGGCCCUGGACAUUACUUCUCAAGCGCGCCUGCCCGAGCUGCCUCCCGGGGAGCCAGAGUUCCGCUGCCCAGAGCGUGUGAUGGAUCUUGGCCUGUCUGAGGACCACUUCGCUCGCCCCGUGGGCCUGUUCCUGGCCUCUGAUGUCCAGCAGCUGCGGCAGGCCAUCCAGGAGUGCAAGCAGGUCAUCCUGGAGCUGCCAGAACACUCGGAGAAGCAGAAGGACGCUGUGGUGAGGCUCAUUCACCUCCGGCUGAAGCUGCAGGAGCUGAAGGACCCCAAUGAGGAUGAGCCCAACAUUCGAGUCCUUCUUGAGCACCGCUUCUACAAGGAGAAGAGCAAGAGUGUGAAGCAGACGUGUGACAAGUGUAACACAGUCAUCUGGGGCCUCAUUCAGACCUGGUACACCUGCACAGGGUGUUAUUACCGCUGUCACAGCAAGUGUUUGAACCUCAUCUCCAAGCCCUGUGUGCGGUCCAAAGUCAGCCACCAGGCUGAGUAUGAGCUGAACAUCUGCCCUGAGGCAGGGCUGGACAGCCAGGAUUACCGCUGUGCUGAGUGCCGAGCACCCAUCUCUCUGCGGGGAGUGCCCAGCGAGGCCCGGCAGUGCGACUACACUGGCCAGUACUACUGCAGCCACUGCCACUGGAACGAUCUGGCUGUCAUCCCAGCGCGUGUGGUGCACAACUGGGACUUCGAGCCGCGCAAGGUGUCCCGGGGCAGCAUGCGCUACCUGGCGCUGAUGAUGUCGAGGCCAGUGCUCCGGCUCCGGGAGAUCAAUCCUCUGCUGUUCAACUACGUGGAGGAGCUGGUAGAGAUCCGCAAGCUGCGCCAGGAUAUCUUGCUCAUGAAGCCAUAUUUCAUCACCUGCAGGGAGGCCAUGGCAGCACGCCUGCUCCUGCAGCUCCAGGACCGGCAGCACUUUGUGGAGAAUGAUGAGAUGUACUCGGUGCAGGACCUGCUGGACACGCACACGGGCCGGCUGGGCUGCUCGCUGGCUGAGACCCACACGCUGUUUGCCAAGCACAUCAAACUGGACUGUGAGCGGUGCCAGGCCAAGGGCUUUGUGUGCGAGCUCUGCCGGGAGGGCGACGUGCUGUUCCCCUUCGACAGCCACACGUCUGUGUGCGCCGACUGCUCUGCUGUCUUCCACAGGGACUGCUACUACGACAAUUCCACCACGUGCCCUAGGUGUGCGCGCCUCACCCUGCGGAAGCAGUCGCUCUUCCGGGAGCCUGGUCCAGACCUGGACGCCUGAGCGAUGGAAGCUCUUCUAGGCCUGUCUGUCCUGCUGGUCGUUGCCUCAGUGAAGGUGUUUCCUGUACUCUGGAGACCUAGGGUCCGGCCCCUGGACCCCGCCACUGCUGAGCCAGCACCACCAGGACCAUCGUCCCCUGGCGUGUGUUGGGGCUUGGGGCGGCUGUUUUUUGGGUGGGCUGCUGUGAGGGCCAGGACAUGCACCCUUCCUUCACUGCAGAGCUUUGAGGGUCAGGUGGGGGAGCAUCCCUCACCUCCCCUUUGGUCAAAAGCCCCCCCACCCUACCCCGCCCACCUUGGGAUCAAGGCUGCUGGGCCCUGGCUACCCUGGAAAUCCUGGAAGCCUUCCAGGGAGUGCUGACAAGACUGAGGAUGCAGUCUUAGCCUGACUUUUACCUGUGGUGGAUGGUAUGGGUUCUACUUGGAGGCCCCUCCCCCAGCUCCUUGCCUCGUUGAGGUCCCCUGGUUGCCCCUGGCUGGGGCUGUGUUCAUCACUAUCUCCUGAGGGCCCUGCCCCCACCCCCGGGUUCUCUCUCUGGGGUCUCCACCGGCAGGACCAUUCCAGGGGCUACUGGCUGCCGUGGAGAUCUCACCUCCUAACCGCCCCUGCCUUGGCCCAGCCCAGCUCACUCUGGUGUUUCGUCCAGCAAGGAUGUGUGCUUCCAGUUAUCUGGCAGGGCCGUGCCCCUGGCAGGUCAAGGUUAGGUGAGAGGGCUAGGGGGCAGAAGACCUGGACCAAGUGUGCCUACGGAGGGCUCCGGAUCACUUGGAGACCCCCCAACUGGGGCCUUCUGUAUGGGGAACUGAGAUCAGGCACUAGAAAUACUUGCUCGGGGGAGCACCAGGCAGGACUCUUGGGGUGUGGGAGGUCCUGCCACCAGUGGGCAGAGGGAGCCGGGCAUGGAGGACUGACCCAGUGGGGAAGAUGCACUUGUGGGGACCAUCCAGGGGAAGGCUGCCCUGGCCUUGCUGGCCUUCUCCUUGCCCUGGACUGUGCUUGGCUGUUGACAUCUGGGGCUGACACACACAUGUGGCGGCUGGUGGGCAGGAGGCAGUCAUCUGGACAUCCAUCACCUUUGACUGGGAAGCACAAGGAGAGGCUUGGCCAACAGGGAGGCCAGCUGAGCCAAUGUGGGGGGUGGGUAAGGACAGUGCUAACCCCUCCUUGCCCCUCUGCACCCCAGGGAAGCCCUGCCCAGGGGCUUUAGGCCACCCUCUGACUGUGCUGGGCUGUUCAGCAUGUCACUGUGGGGGAUUGGUUCACAUGGGGCCACCCUGCUUCCCAUUCUUGGGUCUAGGGGGUUAAAGGCUAAGUGCCCUCUUCCUACGCCUCCAAUCUGUACAUCUCACUGGGGCAUCGCAUUUCUGUCACAGGGAUCCUGGCUUCUCCCAAAUGGACUGUGUAAUCAGCACUGUGUUAUUCCAGUUGCAGUUACUGUGUCCAUAAGAAAUGUCAGUAGCCAUU
Odocoileus virginianus texanus is the source of this 2900-nucleotide messenger RNA. It is a transcript of the gene DEF8, whose product is annotated as differentially expressed in FDCP 8 homolog. Lineage: Eukaryota; Metazoa; Chordata; Mammalia; Artiodactyla; Cervidae. The record is from RefSeq and is a predicted model, not a curated record.